AUGCGGAAGCAAUCGGAGAAACCUUCACUUAAAAAUUUCUUGGAUUACCGUUUACACGAAGUCGAUUUGGAACAAGAGGAAACGGAGCACAAUCGAUACGUGGCUGUUAAAGAAUUUUCAGGUAAAAAGAUAGGAGGUUAUACUGCCACCAACUACUCUGCUGGCUGCGUGCUGGUAGUAGGAAAGGCUGCGUGCUUGUUGGUGAGCAGUAUUGUAAAUAGUAUUCUGUACUGUCACCAAAUACCAUGUUGGCUGCGUGCAUGUUGGUUAGUGUACAGUUUGAGUGAACUACCUUAUGGGCUGCGUGCUCAUAAGGGAAAGGACGAUCAUUUAAUUCAAUCUUUGUAA
Messenger RNA from Funneliformis caledonium, 348 nucleotides. NCBI's taxonomy places the organism in Eukaryota, Fungi, Glomeromycota, Glomeromycetes, Glomerales, Glomeraceae. The record is from the annotation of a GenBank genome assembly.